Molecule: messenger RNA, 2456 nt
Organism: Drosophila eugracilis
Lineage: Eukaryota; Metazoa; Arthropoda; Insecta; Diptera; Drosophilidae
Gene: dpr3
Exons: 8
Coding region: 302-1885 (527 amino acids)
Biological process (GO): synapse organization
Cellular component (GO): neuron projection membrane
Source: RefSeq, a predicted model, not a curated record
CAGGGGCUGCGGAAGUGCCACACAUUCGCGACCUCGAGUCCAAUCCGCGCACAACGGAAAAGUAAAAGUUUAAGUAAGCAUAAAACAAAAUAUAAUAGCGGCAAAAGCGAAUGGCGCAUUAUGCUGCUAAAGUCGGCUACAAUAGCGGCAGCAGCAAUAGCAGCAGCACCAGCAGCAGCAACAUUAGCAACAGCAACAGCAAAAGCAGCAACAUCAGCACUUAAAUGCAGCAACAAGAAAAAUCAGCUGAAAACUGGCAAAUAAAACUCAACGACAGGCAAAAACUAUUAAAUCUCGCUGGAUGCCUGCGGCAAUAGUUAUUGUUAAACAACACAAGCAGCAGCAGCAGCAGCAGCAGGAGCAGCAGCAACAGAAGGAGCAGGACCAACAGCAACAUCGGCAAAAGGAGGGGAAACAAAUUUGCAAUAUAAAUUUAUGCGGAUUUUUCCGUCGCAACGGCGCCGCCGACGUCGACGUCAUCGAAACGCGUAGCCCAGGCCACGCUGCUGAUGUCGACGUCCCAGCAGCAACAUCAACGGCAACAGCAGCAGCAGCAGCAGCAGCAACAAGCAGCAGUAGCAACCCAGCAGCAAAAGUAACAACAACAAGGGCACCGGCGACGACGCGAGCAGUUAUUAUAAUAAUGGCGUUAGUUGUUAGCAUAAUACAACAACAACAACAACCCACGGAACAGCAGCAGCAGCAACAACAAUCGCUACUCUGGCCAUUCUAUAACGGUCUUGCCGCGGCGGCUGCCGCCACUGGGAAACCGGAUGACUCCAGUGAUGGCCCAACCCUGUCGACAUUCCUGUCAUCAUCACCAUCGCCAUCAGCAGCAUCAUCAUCCCCGACCAGUUUUUCAUCGUUUGCGGUGGCGAACGGGCCACAAACGGAAGCCACGAAUCACACUUUCAAGAGUUUAGCCUUCCUGGACGCGUCCUUUGGCUCCGAACUGUUUGCCCAGACAGAUACGGAAAGGGAAAGAGAGCGCGAUGGAGAUGGGGAAGCCCAGGACAUGGACUCAUCGCAGUCGCUGCCAAUUUUCGACUUUGGCAUGCCGCGCAACAUCACCGGACGCACUGGCCACACGGAGGCCAUAAUUAAAUGCCGCGUGGACAGUCUCCAUGAUAAAUCGGUAUCCUGGAUACGAAAACGUGAUCUGCAUAUCCUGACCGUCGGCACCGCCACCUACACCACGGACAAGCGAUUCCAGGUGACUGAAUCGAAGGAUUCGAGAGAGUGGACCCUCCAUGUGAAAGCCCCGCUGGCAAAGGACAGCGGCAUCUACGAGUGUCAGGUGAACACAGAGCCCAAAAUGUCCAUGGCAUUCCAGCUGAAUAUCAUAGAAAUCUCACCGGAUGCCAAGGCGGUUAUCAGUGGUCCACACGAUCUGCACUUCAAGGCUGGCAGUGCCAUAAUCCUUAACUGUUUGGUCCAACAGCCGUCGGUGAAGGAUAUUGGACCGAUUUACUGGUAUCGUGGCGAACAUAUGAUCACACCCUUUGACGCAGAUGAUGGUCCACCGGAAAUUCCAGUUGGCAGAAAGGAUCUGCCUCAAACUAUUCCCGAGGAUUCGUCCCUGAAUGACAUAAUGAGUGAGGUGGACCUGCAGAAGGAGUUUGCCACCCGCAUUGCCAUGGAAUCGCAGCUGGGCGAUACCCUGAAGUCCAGGCUCCGCAUCUCGAAUGCCCAGACCACGGACACCGGCAACUACACGUGUCAGCCAACGACGGCCAGCAGCGCCAGUGUCCUGGUCCAUGUGAUUAAUGAUGAGAAUCCCGCUGCGAUGCAGAAGAGCGGGGCGUGUCCUUGCGCCCUUGGUCCGCUCCAGCUGUUCCUUCUGCUGGCGUUGUUGUUGCGAGCGGUAUUGGCUGUUGGCAACUGAAACUGAAAGUUCUCCCCAUCAUCAUCGUCGCCGUCGUUGUUAGCACUCUAAUUGCAGCAGGACGAGAGAAUUAUGUUCCAUGACGUUGGCACUUUUUCUGUGUGCUGCUGCCUCCUGCUGGUGUUUUUUGUUUUUUUUUUUUUUUAGAAUUUUUCUGGAAUGGAAAACGGGCCAAGGGGGGAAAGAGGAAAAUGGAAAAUGGAAAAGGCAAACAAGACCGUCGCUUUCCCUUUCAGGCGAAUGUUUGUUUUCCUUUUAAUAUUUACAUUUCAUUGUGCAAAAUGAGACACUGAGCCGGGGCACGGGAAUGCAAAAUGCAGAAUGUAAAAUGCAAAGGCCAGAGGAGGAGGAAGGACUCGGGCAGGACGAAGGACCAGAAGGAUGACACUCUCUGUAAAUACCACAAAGAUGCGGCACAGCUUACAGAUAUACUUAAAUAUAUAAAAGUGUGUAUUUUAUUUCAUUACUGCGGCUUCUCCUCCACACAAAGGAGCCGCACACGCAUCGACUUUAUAAACAUUUCAUGCUGUCUUAACAGAGAGCCAAGCUAACCAAGAAAAAACAAAAAAAA